This is a messenger RNA of Osmerus eperlanus (European smelt), 17949 nucleotides long. RefSeq names its product lysine (K)-specific methyltransferase 2A (gene kmt2a). Gene Ontology annotation, biological process: positive regulation of DNA-templated transcription. Gene Ontology annotation, cellular component: nucleus; histone methyltransferase complex. The transcript is spliced from 35 exons. Lineage: Eukaryota; Metazoa; Chordata; Actinopteri; Osmeriformes; Osmeridae. The coding region runs from base 223 to 13965 and encodes 4580 amino acids. The record is from RefSeq and is a predicted model, not a curated record. Gene Ontology annotation, molecular function: histone H3K4 methyltransferase activity; zinc ion binding; DNA binding.
UCCCGGGGUAAUGCCCUGGAACCUGUUUUUGAUCUAGCCACUCAGCGUCUAGAGAGGAACACAGAGACGGGAAUGCGUUGUUGGGGCUUCACGAUUUCAACCCUGUAACAUGGAUAAUGAUAUUUAUGUUCAUUGGAGAGUGGAGGAUGUGUGUGUGUAAUGCUGGUUUAGGUGUCCGCCCACUGAGUUGUCUGAUCGGAGGGCAGGCAGGCAGAGUGUAAAAUGGCGCACAGCUGUCGGUGGCGGUUCCCUGCUCGGCCCGGAGGGAGCAGCAACUCGGGCACCGGGAAGAGAGCGGGCCGAAUCCGGGUCACUGCCUCUCUCCGACCGGGCACAGGGACUUACCCUAACACGACCGGCCUCGGACCUGGGUUUGAUGCUGCGUUACAAGUCUCCUCUGCCAUCGGUAGCAACCUGCAGAAAUUUCGGGAUGUUUUGGGGGAGUCGAGCGGCUCCAGCAGUGGAGAGGAUGAAGCGUUUGGGGGUUUUGGUACCGUCAGUGAACACAGCAGAGUACAGAGCCCAGUGCGGGCUGCAGAGGGUCCUACAUGGCAGGAGAAGAAGCCCAGAGGCCGGCCCCCCAGAACACCGAUUGCCCAGAAAGCAGCGUCGGGCCUCGUCCCCCCUUCCUCCUCCCCUUCCUCCUCCUCUUCCUCGCCGGCCCCGGGGCGACCGGAUGGCGCUGAGCAGCCGGGUCAUAAGGUGAAGCGUCUGCCAGGCAGGCCCCCUGGCUCCGGGGAGAAGAGGCGGGGGCGACCGCCCACCGUGGGCACCCAGAGACCCUGGCACCCCGGGGAGGAGGGCAGGCUGGCCGGCCCGGAGCAGGAAGACGACGAGGACAAGGACAGGAAGUCGUCCAAGCGGACGCCGCUGGGCUCGGUCCAGCAGCAGGAGCCCGAGGCGAAAGGCGGCGACGCCAAGCUGACCAAGCUGAAGCGCCUCCGCGAGGUGAAGCUCAGCCCGCUCAAGUCCCGCCUCCAGGCCAUCGCCAGGAAGGGCGUGGCCGUGCCGGGCGUGCCGCGACGCAGACGCGGGAGGCCGCCCUCCGCCGAGCGCCUCAAAGCUCAGGCUGCCGCCGCCGCCCAGGCCUCGGGCCUGGAGGGGAACCACAAGGCUGUGAGGGGGAGAGACUCCCACCCUCCCCUGAGUCCGGAUCCCCCGUCGCCGGCCACCUCGCCGCCGGCCUCCCCCUCCCCCUCCAGGCUGGGCCGGCCCCUGGGCCUGAGGCAGAGCCCGCGGCACAUCAAGCCUGCCAGGAUGGUGCCGCCCGCCAAGCGCACGGACGCCACCAUCGCCAAGCAGCUGCUGCAGAGGGCCAAGAAGGGGGUGCAGAUGAAGAAGCUGCUGGGGAACGAGGCGGCGGCCAUCGGGGCGCCGGGGGCGGCGGGCGGCGAGGGCGGCAUCCGCCGCAGGAGGCGGACCCAGCUGAAGAACAUCCGGCAGUUCAUCAUGCCGGUGGUGAGCACCGUGUCGCUGCGCAUCAUCAAAACGCCCAAGCGCUUCAUGGAGGACGAGGGCGGCUUCGGGGCUCCGCCUCCCCACAUGAAGGUGCCCAGGUUGGAGACGCCCCCUUCUGUCGCGGUGGCAGCAGCCGCCCCCCCUCCCUCCUCGGCCUCCCCCGUCCAGGCCUCCUUAGCCUCCAACGCCGGGACUCCCACCCCUUCCGACUCCCUCCCUCCCCUGCCGGCCCCCGCCGCCACGCCCGGCGCCCCGCCCCCGCCGGCCGGCAUGCCGGCAUCCAACGGCCGGUUCAGCAGCAGCGCGGCGUCCUGCGGCUCCAUGUCCCAGCACUCCUCCCAGCUGUCCUCGGCCGAGUCGUCCCGCUCCAGCAGCCCCAGCCUGGACGACUCGUCGUGCGACUCCCAGGCCUCAGAGGCCACGCAGGCCCCGUCGGAGGCCGAGCGCCGCCGCGGCCGCUCCUCCUCCCCCCAGGCGGAGCUGCACACCUCACGGCCCCCCUCGCCUCCCUCGGAGCCGGAGGUUCUGGUGGAGCGGGGCCGGCGAGGUCGGAGAGGUCAGGGGUCGGGGCGGGGCAGCGUCGGGGGGCGGGGCAGGGGCAUCCUGACCAGCGGGGGGAAGAAGGCCAUCAUCAGCCCCGCCACGGGGGUCCUCAUGUCCUCUUCCGCCCUGGCUGCCUCCCAGCAGGCCUCCUCCACCGCCUCCUCCCCCCCGCCUCCACCGCUCCUCACCCCCCCUCAGCCGCCCCAGUCCGCCGCCUCCAACGUGGGUGGCCCCGUAAGCGAGCACCACUCCCAGUCCCCCUGGAUCCUGCCGCACCCCAUCGCCCCCUUCCUGCAGACCCCGGCCUCACUGGACAAGCGGGGGGGCAGCAGAUCCAUCCUGAGGGAGCCCACGUUCCGCUGGACCUCGCUGUCUCGCUCCCAGCACCACUACUUCUCCUCCGCCAAGUACGCCAAGGAGGGCCUGAUCAGGAAGCCUGUCUUCGAUAACUUCCGCCCGCCGCCUCUUACCGCCGAGGACGUGGGCCUGAUGCCUGGAGGUGGCGGCUCCGGAGCCGGGGUCGCGCCGGGGGGCUUCCCAGCCCAGGGAGGGGGGUCCGGGUCAGGCUCGCGCCUCUUCUCCCCCCUCCACCACCACCAUCACCAGCCCCAGUCCUCAAGGUUCGAGGCGCCCCCUCUCCAGAAGCGCAGUCCCCUGCUGCGAGCCCCACGCUUCACCCCCAGCGAGGCCCACUCCCGGAUCUUCGAGUCCGUCACCCUGCACUCUUCUUCGGGCAGCAGCCCCGGGUCCCUGUCCCCCCUCCAGACCUCCUCCAGCUCGUUACGGUCAAUCAGACGCAAGAAGAGGCGGGCCCUGGGAACUUUGCGCAGCCAGCCACGGUCCCCGUCGCACUCCAUGACCCGGCGAAGCAGCCAAUCAGGGGGUCAGGUGUCCGGGCGGGGGGUGUCGGAUCUGUCGGGGAUGGGGGGCUCUGUGUCCGGCUCUCUGCCCGUGGCGCCCCCCAACCCUCUAGUCACUAGUGCCUUAACUCCUGCCUCCUUCAGCACCUUCUCCAGCCCCGGGGCCCUGGGCCUGCCCUCGCACGCCUCCCCCGACAGCAGGAGGGCGGCUGCCGGCAUGGCUUCUUCCUCCUCCUCCCAGCUCUUCCCUCUGUUUGCUUCCAGCUCCCAGGAGCCAGGCCGGGGGGGCGUGGGGAGGGCCGAAGGGGGCAGGAGCGCCACGGCCCCCAAGGAGAAAGACAGGGACACGGAGAAGAGCAGGGAGCGAGAGAAGGAAAACAAGAGGGAGGGGAGGAAGGAGUGGGAGAAAAGAGGAGGGAAGGUCUCCACGCCCGACGCCUCCCCAAGCCCCGCCUCCAGCCUGUUCUCCACCGAGGGAAGGGAGACAGACGACUGCAUUUCAUCCCUCGCUCCAAAAAAGACUCCCGGCCGAAAGAAGCCGGCAUCCGUGGACUCUUCCUCCACUGAAGCUCCGCCCACUGACAAGGGGGCGCUCCAGACCCCUCCCCCCUCCCUGUCCAAGGGUCGUCUGACCAAGAAGGGGCGGCCCUCAGAGAGGGGGGCAGACCCAGAGUUGGAGGACCAGGAGAGGGAGAAACCAAGUGCCCCAACCCAGCCAGCGGGUGGCGUCCCUGGGCAGGCGCAGGGCAGACAGGCCCCUGCCCCGUCUCUUUGCUCCAUGCUGGCCCAUGCAGAGAAGCAGCCGGUGGCUGACAAGAGUGUGGCACGCGUGCUGAGGAAGGCUAAGGACCAACUCUUCAGUAUCGAGAAGAUCAAGUCCCUCAAACCCCCCGAUCAGCCUAAAGCCCAGGGUCAGGAGAGCGAUUCGUCCGAGGCGUCCGUCCGCGGCCCUCGCAUCAAACAUGUGUGCCGGCGUGCGGCCGUGGCGCUGGGGCGGAACCGGGCCGUGUUCCCCGACGACAUGCCCACCCUCAGUGCCUUGCCCUGGGAGGAGAGGGAGAAGAUCCUGUCUUCCAUGGGGAACGACGACAAAUCAUCAGUGGCGGGUUCAGAGGAGGCAGAGCCACAGUCCCCGCCCAUCAAGCCAGUGACCCGCAACAAGUCUCUGCAGGAGGCCCCGCCCAGGAAGGGGCGUCGGUCUCGUCGCUGCGGCCAGUGCCCCGGCUGCCAGGUGCCUGAGGACUGUGGUGUGUGCACCAACUGUCUGGACAAGCCAAAGUUUGGGGGACGCAAUAUCAAGAAGCAGUGUUGCAAGGUGAGGAAGUGUCAGAACCUCCAAUGGAUGCCUUCCAAGAUGAUCCUCCAGAAGCAGGGCAAAGGCAAAAAAGACAAGAAGAAGAAGCUGUCCGAUAAGAAGGAGGGGCUUGUGAAAGGGCCAAUAACAGAGUCCGGUCUCAAGACGGCCACGCCCAUUCUGAAGGAGGAGCCUCCACGCAGGAAGAGUGAGACUCCUCCCCCGAAGGCAGGCGAGGAGAAGCAGUCGUCUCCACCCUCCACCCCUAGCGAGCCUCCUCAGCCCCCCAGCUCAACCCCCACCCCUGCCCAGACACCAGGCCCCACCCUAGAGGCAAAACAAGCUCCACCCCCAACCAACCAGAGCAGUAAGAAAGGACCGAAGUCACAGCAGCCCACCCCUCCCUCCUCUUCCUCCUCCUCCUCCUCUUCCUCCUCUUCUUCCUCCUCUUCCUCUUCCUCUUCUCCAUCCCAGAGCUCCCCGUCCCCUCCUGCCCAAUCCCAGCUGCCCUCCCAGCAGCAGCAACGCCCUUCACCCAAUCAGGCGCCGCCAAAAAAGGAUGUCCUGCCCAAGGUCCCGCCCUCAGAGCCUAAGAGGAAGCCCCAGCCGCAACCCGGUCUGGCCACACCCACACCAGACACAGCGUAUGAGUCUAAGACGCAGCAGCUGAAGAAGUCGUCCGGGCGCUACCUCCCCUCUCCCCCUCUGAAGCUCGGGCAGAAGGAGCGGGAGAGAGAGAAGGAGAAGGCCCCCAUCCCCAGAGCCCUGAGCAGCAGCCGGGCUUUAAACUGGCAGAGCACUCCCUCGGGGGGGCGGCCCUGGCCCCGGGCGCCCUGGGAUGGAGUGCACCGCAUCCGACUGGACUUCCAGCGCCGGGCCGCUGAGCCGGACAGGGUGUGGCAGGCCGGCGGGCUCAGCCUCCUCACCUCCACGCCCAUCACGCCUCGCGUCAUCUGCUUCCUGUGCGCCAGCAGUGGCAACGUCGAGUUUGUCUUCUGCCAGGUGUGCUGUGAGCCCUUCCAUCUGUUCUGCCUGGCCGAGGCAGAGCGCCCCCUGGAGGAGCAGAGGGAGAACUGGUGCUGCCGGCUAUGCCGCUUCUGCCAGACCUGCGGAAGGCAGCACCAGAAGACCAAACAGCCUCUGCUGGAGUGUGAUAAGUGCCGUAACAGCUACCACCCCGAGUGCCUGGCCCCCAACCACCCCACCGCCCCCACCAAGAAGAAGAGAGUCUGGGUGUGCACCAAGUGUGUGCGCUGUAAGAGUUGUGGAGCCACCAAGCCCGGGAAGGCGUGGGACGCCCAGUGGUCACAUGACUUCUCGCUCUGUCACGACUGUGCCAAACUCUUUGCUAAAGGUAACUUCUGCCCGCUGUGUAACAAGUGCUAUGACGAUGACGACUUCGACAGCAAGAUGAUGCAGUGCGGCCGCUGUGACCACUGGGUGCACUCCAAGUGUGAGGGCCUGACAGAUGAGAUGUACGAGUUAAUGUCCAAGCUGCCAGAGAGCGUGGCCUACACGUGCACCCACUGUACAGAGCGCCCCCCGGCGGAGUGGAGGACUGCCCUGGAGAGGGAGCAGCAGGCUGGGAUCAGACAGGUCCUCACGGCCCUGCUCAACUCCCGCACCUCCACACACCUGCUGCGCUACCGCCAGGCGGUGAUGAAGCCCCCAGAGCUGAACCCAGAGACGGAGGAGAGGCUCCCCUCCCGGAGGUCCCCCGAGGGCCCCGACCCUCCCGUCUUGACCGAGGUGGGGCCCCCCAGCGACUCCCCCCCAGACCUGGAGUCUGUGGAGAAGAAGAUGGACCGAGGGCUCUACAAGUCUGUGCUGGAGUUCAGUGAUGACAUUGUGAAGAUCAUCCAGGCAGCCAUGAACAGUGAUGGAGGCCAGCCAGAGAACCGCAAGGCCAACAGCAUGGUCAAGAGCUUCUUCACACGGCAAAUGGAGAGGGUCUUCCCUUGGUUUAAGGUGAAGGAGUCCAGCUACUGGGAAAGUCACCAAGUCUCCCCCAACAGCGGACUCCUCCCCCACGCCGUCCUGCCCCCCUCCCUGGACCACAACUACGCCCAGUGGCAGGAGCGUGAGGAGCAGUCCCGGGCCGAGCAGCCCCCCCUCAUGAAGAAGAUCAUCCCGGCUCCCCGGCCCAAGACCCCCGGGGAGCCCGACUCCCCCACCUUCCCCGCACCGCCUCCCCAUCUGCCUCCCCCUCCCCCCCUGCUGCAUGACCUGGGUCGUGAGGACAGUCCUGACGUCCUCCCUCCACCAGGGGUCAGUGACAACCGUCAGUGUGUUCUGUGUCUGAAGUACGGGGACGAGAACACCAACGAGGGCGGCCGGCUCCUGUACAUGGGUCAGAAUGAGUGGACCCAUGUGAACUGUGCUCUGUGGUCGGCCGAGGUGUUUGAGGACGACGACGGCUCUCUGAAGAACGUCCACAUGGCCGUUCACCGAGGGAGGCAGCUGCGCUGUGAGAGCUGCCAGAGGCCUGGGGCCACUGUGGGCUGCUGUCUGACCUCCUGCUCCAGCACCUACCACUUCAUGUGCGCCCGGCAGAAACACUGUGUCUUCCUGGAGGACAAAAAGGUCUACUGCCAACGCCACAGGGACCUCAGCAAGGGCGAGGUGGUGUCAGAGUCUGGGUUUGAGGUGACCCGGCGGGUUCUGGUGGACCUGGAAGGGAUCAGCCUCAAGAAGAAGUUCCUCACAGGCCUGGAGCCCGAGAAUGUCCACAUGAUGAUAGGCUCUUUGACCAUCGACUGUCUGGGAAUACUGACUGAGCUGUCGGACUGUGAGCGCAAGCUCUUUCCCAUAGGAUACCAGUGUUCCAGGGUGUACUGGAGUACCCUAGAUGCCCGCAAGCGUUGUGUGUACACCUGCAGGAUCCUGGUGUGUCGCCCCCCAGUGGUGGAGUCUGAGAUGUCAGCUCCAGAAGAGAACCGCACCAUCGCACACAGCCCUCUGUCUCUCUCAGAUAAAGAGCUGUCUCCGUGGUCAGACCCCUUCGACUCCCCCAAGCGCUCCGACGCCCUGUCCCCCCCCACUACCCCUAAACUGAGGGUGUACUCCCGCAACAGGCACCCCAGCUACCCCCCCUGUCAGCGAUCACCAGGGUCCAGACCUCUGCCCUCUCCAGACGGGUCGUCCCAGGCGGUCCAUGAGAUAGUCACGGUGGGAGAUCCUUUGCUGAGCUCCAGCCUGAAAAGCAUCGGGUCCCGGCGCCACAGCACCCCUUCGCUGUCCCCGCCUCCGCCCCCCCACUCCGCCAGGCACAAAGGUCUGGCCUCCACCCCGCCAGGCCACAUACGCCCCCUCCCCUCCCAGACACGCGCCCUCUCCUCCCCCCCACCGUCUCUCACGCGCCCCUUCUCCUCCCCCCCGCCCACACACGCCCGGACGCUGUCCUCCCCCUCUGUGUCCCACAUAAGAACUCUCUCGUCCCCCACUUCGUCUCACGCCCGCCCCCUCUCCUCCCCCCCUCCGCUCAUCCCCUCCCCUAUGAGGGAUCCGGAGAGGGCCCGAGGGUCCUGCAGAGAUCCAGCCCACAGGGAGGCAGAGAGGAGCCGGCAGCCCAGGGGAGAGCACAGCCUGAGGGAGGCAGAGAGGAGCCGGCAGCCUAGCAGAGACCCAGGGAUGAGGGGGACAGAGAGGAGCCGGGGGCCUGGCAGAGAGCAGAGUCUCAGGGAGGCCGAGCGGGCCAAAGGGUCCAGAGACUCAUGUUUGAGGGACAUGGAGAAAGCCCGGCCAGCCAGAGAUCCAGCCCUUAAGGAGCCAGAGAAAGGGAGGCCGUUGAGUAAAGACCCCAGUCAGAAGGACACAGACAGGGGUAGGCCUUCCAACAGAGACCCAGGCUUGAAGGAGUCAGAGAAGGGUAGGCCGUCCAGCAAAAUCCAAGGUCUCAAGGAAACAGAGAGGGGCAGACAGCCCAGCAAAGACCCAGGGAGGGAGUUUGACAAGGGCAGGCUGUCAGGCCAUGCCCAGAGAGACACAGAGAAGGGCAGAGCACCAGGUGGAGACCCAAGCUCCAGGGAUUCAGAGAGGGAUAAAUCAUCCAGCAAAGACCCUGGUCCUAGAGAGGCAGAGAGAGGCAAAGCACCUCGAGAACAGAGCCUGAAAGACACAGAGAGGACCAGGCCCUCCAGCAGAGAGCCAGGACAGAGGGACGGAGAGAAGGCUAGGCCGUCGAACCGGGACACAGAGAGAGGCAGGCUGUCUAACAAAGACCCAGGCUCAAAGGAUGCCGACAGGGGUAGGCCACACAGCAAAGAUCCAGGCCUGAGAGACAUGGAGAAGAGCAGACAGGCUAGUCGAGAGCCAGGCUUAGCCGAGAGGUCUAGACCGGGCAGUGGAAGUAAGAGCCAGGGCCGGGAUCCCAGCUCUGCGAGUCCUGGAGCCCAGCACAGACCCUCCCACGGCCAGGCUGAGAGGAAGGCCGAGGCUGGGGGGAAGGAGGGAAUCUCCAGGCUGGGCGCUGGAGGCCCAGGGUUGGCCAGUGUAGGCCAGGCUUCACCAGUGCUGGGCACAGCCAUACUGACCAGCCACCAGAAGGGGGGAAGUGCCAGGACGGAGAAGAGCAAGCAGAAAGACACUGAACAGUCAGGUGGUUUGAUGGGGCUGUCUCGCCAGCGCCCCCUCUCCACUUCCACACCCUUGCCCAAGGACGGCACCCCCGCCCCCCUGCCCAAAGACCGGUCAAACCCAGGAAAGGAUGGGGCCUCGGUCAUUAAGGAUGCUGGCAAGCCCGUCUCCCCCCAGCGCACCUACGAGCGGGUCGGAGGGAAGAAGACCCUGGAGUAUCCGUCCGGCCCCGCGCCCGCCGCCGCGCUCAAACCACUGUGGUCCUCCAGUACCAUGUCUGAGGAUGACAUCAUCAGACGCGGCUCCUCACAGGCAGCGCCGAUUACUGUCCCCGCCGCCGGUCACAUGACCACCUCUGGCACCAAAGACAAGCCGACCCGAGGCAGGACGGGUGGCAGCAGGGAGGUUUCCAAGGAGAGGGGGGAGAAGCACCCCCCCAACAGCAACAAGACUCUUCUGCUCAACAACAGCACCAAGGCCAGCAUGGCCCCCACGACCCAGACCCCCCCCCAGAUCAGCAGCAACAGCAAAGCCCUCCCGGUCACCAACAGCUCCAAGUCAUCUGGGAAGGUGGAGGUGGAGAGGCAUGAGAAGGAGGCUGCAGACAGCCGGUCCUCCAGGAACAGGGAGAGGCUGUCCAGCCCGGAGAGGAGACCCAGCCCCAGCCUGGAGCCCAGGCACACCUCCACCCCGCAGCCCCCAAACGAGCUCUCCUCCAGGGACAAGAAGAGAGCCGUCAAGGUCUCUCAGCCCCAGCUAAAGACGGAUCCCAACGGGACCAACACUAUUAGCAGCACGUCCUCUGACUCCUCCUCCACAACCUCCCUCACCACCACCUCCCCGGCCGGACAGGGUACCACCAGGCCCCGCGCCUCCUCACGCCCGCCCCUGUUCUCCUCGGCCAGCAGCUCUGAGAGCUCCGAGUCCGAGAGCCAACCCCACACCGAGCACCCCCCGGCCCGACCCCAACGCCGCCUCCUAUCCCGCGGCACGGAGGACGACCGGGAAGGACCUGAGGCGGACCGGGAUGACGACCACGCCCUGGAAGAUGAUGGGAGCUUGGACAAGCACCAGGAGGAUGACAGCGACGGAUCGGGCUCGGCCAAGCGCCGCUACCCGCGCCGGAGCGCCCGCGCUCGCUCCAACAUGUUCUACGGGCUCACGCCCUUCUAUGGCGUGCGUUCUUACGGAGAGGAGGACCUCCCGUUCUAUGCCAGCGGGGAGGGGCUAGGCCCCGGCGCCGGGGCGGGAGGAGGGAAGAAGAGAAGCGGAGGAGGCAGGAGGUCGGCAGAGGGACAGGUGGACGGGGCAGACGACAUGAGCACCUCUUCCUCCUCAGGGGACAGCGCAGAGGAGGAGGAAGGCAGCCUGAACCCCAAGGAUCCCUACUACUACAACUUCACCAGGACCAUCGUCACCCCUGGGGGGGGCUUGCCCUCCAUCGAGGGCAUCGACCAGUGUCUGGGCAGGGGCUCCCAGCUGCAGCGCUUCCUGAAGGACGAGGAGGAGGAGGCAGUGAGCCGGGGAGCGUCGGAAGAGGGCCUACCCCACAUGAGCUUGAGCCAGCAGCGGAUUGGCCAGCUAGACGGCGUGGACGAUGGCUCGGAGAGUGACGCCAGCGUAAGCACCAACCCCACCCCGACUACCGCCGCCGCUCACCGGCCCACAGGUAAGAGGAGGGGCCGGGAUCGCCAUGCCGACAAGAAAGAGCAGGAGGCGGGGAAGGAGGCGGAGACCACCAGCCGCGGAGCAGCAGGUGGAGGAAGCAGUAACAGCCGGGACAGCAGGAAGAGCCAGAAGGACAACUGCCUCCCCCUAGGAGCCGUCAAGGGUCAAGGGUCGCAGGGUCAGGACCCCUUGGAGGCCCAGCUCUCCCUCAGCACCGACCUACUCAAGUCCGACUCAGACAACAACAACAGUGACGACUGUGGCAACAUCCUGCCCUCUGACAUCAUGGAGUUUGUCCUCAACACUCCCUCCAUGCAGGCCAUGGGGCAGCAGGCCGAGGCUUCUUCCUCAGACAUCCUGUUUGAGGACUUCCCCCAGCCGCUGCCGGGGGCGGAGCCUGUGGAAGGGGGUGUGGCGGGGGUGGAGGAACCGUACGGACUUCCUCUGGAGUUGCCCUCGGACCUGUCGGUUCUGACGACCCGCAGCCCCACUGUGAGCAGCAGCCAGAACCACUCAGCCCUGCUCUCGGACGGACCCGACCGCUCCAUGCUCGCACUUUCCUCCAAUCCCGAUGGGCUGCCGGGGGAGAAGCGUGGGGACAAGAAGAGGGGCGGCGCCGGGGUGUCUCCUGACAGCCAAUCAGAUGCGGGGAGCAGAGAGUCCCAAGUGACCGAAGGUCACAUGACACCCGAGCAUUUCAUCCCAAGCCCUGCCAUUGGUCAGGUGGUGGAUGGGGGCGGUAACCAGGAUGUGACCAGGAGCUCUGGUACCCCAGGCCUACCCAGCUCUCCCUCCCUGCCCCUCCAGGGACAGAAGUAUCUUCCUGCAACAGCCACCGCCAGCCCAGGGCCUUGCCCAAACCCUGGCCCCUCCCAGGCCCCCAGCCCUGCAGUCCACACUUCCUCCCCUCACCUCAAGCCUGGCCCAGAGAAGCUCAUUGUGGUCAAUCAGCACCUCCAGCCUCUCUAUGUACUUCAGACCCUGGCCAACGGGGUCACUCAGAAGAUCCAGAUCGCCCCUUCCGUCAGUGCCACAGGGGUGAUAGACACCAGCUCCUCGGUGCUCAGCUCUAUGACCUUGACCACUGGCCUCAGCUCUUCCGGACUCACCACCUCCCAGUCGCUCUUCCCCGCCAGGGGCAAGGUCCUGGGUGCCAUGCCCCACCAUUCCCACAUCCACGCCUUCACCGGCACCACCCAGACUGGCUUCCAGACCGGCAUCCCCAGCACCACCUCUGGCCUGCUCAUCGGGGUACCCUCCCAGGCCCAUGACCCCCACAUCCUGGUCACCGAGGCGGGCCGCCCCCCGGACAUCCGCCCCAAUGUGGCCAUCGUUUCCAGCCCGUCCUCCAUCGCCCCUUCCCCGGCAAUCCUCGCAUCCGCACAUGGCAAGAAGCGUCCCAUCUCCCGCCUCCAACCGCGAAAGACCAAGAAGCUAGCUCGCAGCCGCAGCCAGCCCACACUGGCGCCCUCGGAGGUGGGCCACUCCAACAUGACCCUGAUCAACCUGUCUUCCCCCCAAAUCACCGCUGGCAUCCCUGCCCAGCCAGGAAGCCUGGUGGAGCUGGGCACCCUCACCCCUGCCAACCCCUCGUCCCAUCGCAAGGUGCCCAACAUCAUCAAGAGGCCCAAGACAGGGGGGGUGAUGUACUUUGGGGGAGCCCAGGGGGGGAUACUAGGUUCCGACCCCUCUACCCACCUGUUGCCAUGCACCGUGGCGAGUCUCAACCCCAACCAGUCUGUGUUGAAUGUGGUUUCCAUGCCUUCCAGUGCCGCCCCGGGUCUCCUGGGCCCCGGUUCAGUCUCCCUUUCCACCCCCAUCCUCAGCUCCUCUGACAUCACCGGGCCAAUCAGCAACCUGCUCUUCAAGGCUGGCCCCCACGGGCUGGGCCUUUCGGAUCAGCCCAUGGUACUGCAGUCAGGUGGAGGGGCUAUGAUGUCACAGCUGGGCAGCGGGGUCCAAACAAGCAUCGCCUGCGUCCUGCCCUCCCAUCAGACCUUCAGUAUGGCCGUGACCCACCAGGGGGAGGCAGAGAGCAAUAUUACCCAUGCCCAGCAUCUGGACCCUGGUCAUCCUGCUCAGGGCCCUAUCCCUCUGGCUCCAGCCCCCAGCCCUGCUUCCAUGGACCCAGCCAAGGGCCGGGUGGUGGGGGUGUUCACCCAGCAGACUCCUCCCUCACAGAGCUCCCGCACCACCCCCAUCUCCAGGGCCUCAGAGAGCAGGCUGGAGCUGAGGACCCCCUCACGGACCCCCUCCACAGGGGGCCCCACUGCCGGGAAGUCCAAGCAGAAGGCCAAGAGAAGCAGGCAGAGCCCGGAGAAGACCAGCGGGAAGAAGCUGAAGAGCUGGCAGGCCGACGCUUCCAAGGAGAGCCUGAGAGACGCCAUCACUGGAUCCAGAGAUCCUAUCUCUCCAGAGCCGAUGGAAACUGGCAGACCAUCUGACAGAGGCACCAACAAGAGUGUGUACGGGGCUAGGAGAGCCGACGCUCCAGCUACCCUGACUGGGCGAGCGACGGACGAGAGAGGCAGAACCUCCGGGUCGGCAGGCCUGCAGACCCAGGGUGGAGCCGGGGGUCCGGGGUCUCUCCUGGUGGCCUCCCCCCCAGACCAGAGGGGAGGGGGCAGAGACUCCCCCAUGGAGGCCAAGCCCAAGAAGGGCCUCAUCUUUGAGAUUUGCAGCGACGAUGGUUUCCACAUCCGCUGUGAGAGCAUCGAAGAGGCCUGGAAGUCCCUGACUGACAAGGUCCAGGAAGCUCGCUCCAACGCCAGGCUGAAAGAGCUCUCCUUCGAGGGUGUGAAUGGGCUGAGGAUGCUGGGCGUGGUCCAUGACGCUGUAGUCUUCCUGCUGGAGCAACUGCACGGCUCCAGGCACUGCAGGAACUACCGCUUCCGCUUCCACAAGCCUGAGGAGCCCCACCCGCUUCCUCUCAACCCCCACGGGUCGGCUCGCGCUGAGCUGCACCACCGGAGGUCUGUAUUUGACAUGUUUAACUUCCUGGCAUCCAAACACCGCCAGCCCCCAGAGUACAACCCCCUAGAGGACGCAGAGGAGGAGGGGGCGAUGAAAGCUGCUCGGAGAACCUCCAGCGUGGACCUGCCUCUGGCUCAGAGGUUCAGGAAGCUGAAGACCUCCUCCAGGCAGAGCGUGGGCGUCUACAGGUCUCCUAUCCAUGGCAGGGGCCUCUUCUGUAAGAUGACCAUCGAGGCAGGAGAGAUGGUGAUCGAGUACUCAGGCAACGUGAUCCGCUCUGUCCUCACAGACAAGAGAGAGAAGCUCUAUGACAGCAAGGGGAUUGGCUGCUACAUGUUCCGCAUCGACGACUACGAGGUGGUGGACGCCACGGUGCACGGCAACGCUGCCCGCUUCAUCAACCACUCAUGCGAGCCCAACUGCCACUCGCGUGUCCUCAGCGUGGACGGCCAGAAGCACAUCGUCAUCUUCUCUAGCCGCCGCGUCUACCGGGGGGAGGAGCUCACCUACGACUACAAGUUCCCCACCGAGGAACCGGCCAAUAAGUUGCCCUGCAACUGCGGCACCAAGAAGUGCCGCAAGUUCCUCAACUAGACGCCACCUCCCGUCCCACCGGGAGUCGUAACUUUUCAGACGUUAACCGGACGUUUUCCAGAGAUUCUCCUGCUUCCGCCGUGGAGCCGUGGUCCCUGUGUCUUCAUAUGGGCGGUUCUAUAGGGGGACAGUGGGUGUGUCUGUAGCGGGGGUCGGUGACGCUGUGGUGAGGGUUUCCUGGACGGAGGCUGGGCAGCACACUGAUAGGAAGGACCCAGACCAGGUACUGGCCCAGAUGGCACACAUCUGGGCCCAGUCCAGAUUCUGGUCCAGACCAGUGCUCACCCAGUGUCUGUUCUGGUCCAGACCAGGGAUGACACCCUCCAGGUUCUGGUCCAGACCAGGGAUGUCCCCGUCCAGCUUCGGACCCCAGCCCUCAGCCUCUGCAGGCCUCUCAUCUGAGCGGGGCCCCUCUGUGGAAGAACAACAGAUUAUCGUGCCUCCUUCGUUGUUUCUGUUUACUUUGGAUGGAGGGAGGAUUUCAGACAGGGGAGACGGGGGGAGGAAGAAAGAAGGAUAGAAGCAAAGAGCCUUUACAGAGUUUGUAGUUUUGAAACCGUUUGAAUCCUUUGAAUAACGAGAAAAGAAUAUGCCCUUUUCAUGAGGAGAUAAAGCAUUGCCUCACCCUCCAUAUUUUUCUAGAGGAGAGAUCUGUCCUUGAGUCCUAUCUGUGAUGCUCAGGGAGGGUCUGGAUGUAGAGCGCAUAGAAGAAAAAAAAUUGCCACAUUGUUAAAAGAGUUCCGUUUAUACACCAAAGUGCAAUUUUGAGGAAGGGACUUUUACCAGUCAAUUAAAGAACAGAGAGGAGCGAGCGAACUGCUGCUGGCCUCGUCUGGUCAUACCUGCCCCUCCGUCACUGUCCCCAUGUGAAAGUCCUUCAGGCCUUCAGAAUAGCCAUGCCAAUACCCCACCCCAACCCCUCUCUCUCCUGGGCGUUGUGUUGUAGACACUGUACAUAGUUACCCAUGCUUGUCCACAGCAUCCUGGUGGAGCUGCAUAGCCUGUAAUCAACACCAGAGGGCGCUGUGGGGAGCCAGACAACAGGGCGACGGACACCUCUGUCUGUCUGUCUGCAGGAUGUUUUUAAACUGUAGUUGUGUUGCUCUUACUAGACGAUAGCCACGAGUGUACUUAUGCUAGAGCCCUAGACGUAAACUUUAGAUGUAGAAUCCGAUUUUAGGGAAAUAGAAGGGUGGGUCAUUGGAUCACAUCCCCGGUUCUGACUGAACCUAGGUGGAGGUUCUGGUGGACUGACCGACGAGGGACUAGAACUUGCGUAGUUCUGUUUUUAUGGUUACUUUUGCUUUAGUGAAACAUUGUCUAUGUUUUUUUUUUUUUUUUUUUGCUGCAUAGGAACAUGUGACCAAGGCCAGAGCCAUUGAUUGGUCCAGCACUGUACCAGUGGGGUAGAAGGAAGAGAGUGAUAUCGGAGUGUCUUUGGAAAUCAGAUUUGGAACAAUGUCUUGAAUUUACAGCAUUGAGUACCAAACGUCAGUUUAAAAAACCUUCAUAUGAAGAGUAUCUCCAUCUGUUGGAGAGGAAAACCAGCUCAUGGCCUAUAUUAAUAAUAACCGUUGACUAUGGAAUAAUAUUUUUUUUUUAUAUGUAUGAAAAUUAGUCUUUGAAGUCUUGUCUGUUAUCUGUCUGGUUUGUUAUGGACAGGGAAAUAUCAUGCUUGCUUUUGAAAUGUAAAUAAUAUGUAUAUUUUUCUAUACGAAAAGACUAAAAAGCACUCACUAGUGAAUAGCACUUAAUGACAAUGGUAUUUAUAUUUUUAAGAAAAUCGUAUUUAUUUUAUUGCCAUUUUUGUAGGAACUAGAGUGGUUUACAAACACUAAUGCUUGGGCUAAAUUUUUUUUUUUUUCAGCUGCCUUUUCAACAUGUGUGUUCUUUUUGUUGCUUGUCGUUUGUUUUCUUUGUAGCCUGAAUGUUUCUUUGAUUCCAAAGACUGAUGAUGUGGCUUCGUCCCAUUCGCUGAGAGCAGUCCACCAGUAGCUCGAUCCACCAAUAGGAAUCAUUCGUUCAGUCACGGCGGCAACCAAUGGCAUCCUAGCAUUGUGACGUUCUUAUGCACUUGAGGGAGUCCAGAGUGCUGCUCUAUGAGAAUAGCUGACACCUCUUCCCUUCCGCCUUACUGAUGAUGAUGACGACGAUCUUCAUCCAACCACACAGUCCCAAGCCCAGCCAGAUCUAGCCAGUCACAACCCUGACACAGUCUUACUUAGUCAGCUUUAAGUCAAGCCUCACCAUCUCCCCAAUCUCUAGCUGUGAAGAUAUGCAACUUACUUAGUCACCUCCGCACAGGGACCAUGUCCCUCACAAGUCCCUGCUUUCCUCCAGUUAGACCCGACAACCUCCCUAGUUCUGUCCCAGCAGCCUCGACCUGGCUUUUGCCGGUCCAUCCAUUCAGGGAUCCAGUUCUGGUCCAGCUCGCUCCCCGUCCCCCACCCCUGACGGACCACCCGCAGGUGGGGUCCUGAGUCCUGCUGGGUGCUGCUGCUAAGGCCCGCCAUGAAUGUACACACCUAGACCAACCUGAUUCUUCAUGGUGACGGUUAUCAUUACGUUUGUUCGAACCGUGAUCAGAAUGGUGAAAAGGACAGGGAAGGUGACCUCACAAGCCCCGCCGGGGGAAAGGGACAGUGGAGUUUUCUGGCUAGCCCUAGCUAAGCUAGUGUCGGGACAGGCAGGUCACACACACAAAGAACUUACGAACUAUCUAUCACACUUGCGUUGGUUAGCUAGCGAGCUAGCUGCUGCCAUCUGAAGGGCUCCGUCUACGACUCUCUACUCUCCAGAUUUAACGCAGUCCUGUGUUUGAUACCGGGUGACAAACAACAACAACAAUAACUCAUUCUUUCACCACUGUGUUUUAGAUCCAGUUCCUGUAGUAGACUCUGUUGUUAUCUGGUUGUCAUAGCAACAUACCACCUCUGUGGUCCUUCAUCUGUAAUUAACCUAUAUUAAGAUUACAAUAUAUACACAUACAUAGUAGUUAACUUGUACUUCCGUAUCUAUACAAUAUACAGAAUGGACAUACAAAUUUAGUAACAGUAGCCAACAACAAAUCUUUUAACAGUUGAUAGCAAUGUUUCAGUGUACUCUAUAAUGGUUUUGUGUUACAGUAUCAACUUAGAUAAUAGCUAAUGUACAACAUUUUGUAUAUUAAUAUCCAGUACCAGUUUUCCUGUGCCUGUGAACGUUCCCCUGACGUUGAGGGAACAUUGCAGAUGUUUAAUUUUGGAAAAGGAACGGUAUUUAUGUCAUGAGAAAUGUAAAUGUGUAACGUGGUUGUGAACUUCUUGAGGUCAGCCAUCUUGGAUUUUUUGUGUUUGAUUGUUGUAGUGAAUAUUUCCGUUUUUAUUUCUUUUUUUCUUUUUUUUUUAUUGUAUUUUUUUGUGCAUUUUUAACAGGGAUUAUUUUUGUCUGCUUACUUGAUGUGGUAGAGAAUCCAGUCUGGAGGUUUGUGGAGACCAGACGGGAGAAAGAGAUCUCCACCAAAACCAUGUUUCGCUCUCUCUCUCUCUCCUCCAUCUUGUCAACUUGCUGGGUAUUGUACCCAUCACGUACUGUUGUACACAAACUCACCAAUGAUGGUAGCGAGGAGAAGCAUUUGUAUUUAUUUAUUUUUUCGUGUAACUGUUUGUGUCUUUUCUUAUGCCUUGAACAUACUGUAUCUCUUGUCUUUCAAACUCUUCAUCAUCCAUAGCUGUCCUACAUCAACGAUGAAGAUGAAGAUGAUGUCAGUGAUGUUUUUCCCCUCUGCGUUGCUCAUCAGUGUUCUCUCAGUGCUCCACAGGAAAUGAAGGAAAUGUCGAACCACAAUAGUAAAAACCACAAAACUACUUACGGUUGAAUGUAAAAUUAGGAAAAACAAGAAUUGUAAAUAAUUGUAAAAAGAAAAGUUUCUAAUCAUGUUUAUUUUCUAUGCACUUUUUUUAUUUAAGUGAUAGUUUAAAUAAUAAACAUGUCUCCUUUACUCUA